Trichobilharzia regenti is the source of this 3603-nucleotide messenger RNA. Lineage: Eukaryota; Metazoa; Platyhelminthes; Trematoda; Strigeidida; Schistosomatidae. The record is from the annotation of a GenBank genome assembly.
UCCGGAUCUGUGGAGGUCAAUGGAACGGGUUCGCAACAAUGGAUAGAUGUUGGUUCUUUUUGGUUUUAGAGUCGGAUGGCUGUCUCAAAGUCAAAACUAUAUUCUUGAAAGACAGUAUUCCUGAAAGAUUGGAUGAUGUAGUAAAGGAUAAAUUGUCGAACUUCUAUCUUGGAUCAUGGAUGCGGACACAUAUAAGUAUUUCAGUAUUCGUUUUGUUUCACGAGUUGGUGAGUUCGUAUUAUUUACCAAAAAUAACACUUCAUUAUGUUGUGUGCUAGAUAGGUGUAUCUACGUAGAACAAGGUUUUUUCGUAUUUCGGUCUCUCCAACUUGUUAUUUGUUCGAAUUUAUGUGAACCUUAUAAGGUCAAAGGUCUUCUAGUGGCAACCGAUAAAACAGGAGUUUGUGACUGGUGUAUCAGAAUAAUUGCAGACUGAAUGGUCUAUUUUUUAUUUAAUAAGGCAUAAGGCUUAUUGGUUUUUUCAAUCGAUUUCGAAUCGUCCUUUGUCUUUCUCAAUCUUGGGUAUUACCAGCAGUCCUAAUAAUAAGCUAAUUUUUUUUUAGCUUGGAUAAUAAAUAUCAGGAUACUGGAAUCCCUACUGGUUAUAUAGAGGCAUUAAAGUCAUACAAAUUGAUUUUUUUUUAUUUAACUUUUGCAAGGUAAUUGUAUUGCAUUUUAUUUUUGAGUAGGCUAAAGGGAUUGUUUUGAGGCUGUCAUGAAUGAGAAUAAAUCUUCUUCAAUGGGAAAGCCAGACAGAACACGCUAAACCAGUAAAUAGCUUAGUCUGACAGGUCGAGAGUACUUAAAGUUUCCAAAUCCUAGCUUCCUAGCUUUGUUUUAGUACAGACCACUACUAGUCUAACCGUUUGUUUCGGGUUCAGAUGAUAAAUAAUAGUAGGGUGUUACGGCCUUUUUUAAUUACUGCAAUAUGUACCUUCGUGUAGACCGUAUUCCUGUUUAAAAGCAUUCACAGUUGGGACCGAUACUAAGGAUGUCCAGUUGCUUACCACCGUAUUUGGAACUUGGACUUUGUUCGACUGCCUUAUGAGCACGAUCUGUGAUGACUCCUUAAAAGUGUUUUAGAAGGAGAGAAAAGGUUAAAUAUUUGAAUACCGAGCCAUCCAGAAGAUACAAUAGGCCAAAAUUAAGUUACCUUCCGUAUAAUAAUGGUAUUUUUGUAUUCUCGUUUUUAUACAAUGGAAGACACUUUUAUGACGUUCUAUGAGCGUGAAGUUUUUUUAAGCUACAUAAUUCUAUUGUUUACAGUAUCCUGUAAAAGAAGCAUCAGCUGUUCAUGUAGAUCGAGGUGGAAUAUCACAGGUUUGGGUGGUUGAUUUCGAUUAUUUUUUGCUAUAGGACUUUGUUUCAGCCUUACAAAAAAUGGAUCUUGAAGAUUCUUUGGAGGAAGCGCAUCUGCUUUUUCAGACUAACCAACUUCCCCUGUCAACUUUCACAUCAGUUGUCUCUGAGGCAACAACUAGAUCAUCGCUAACUCACUUUAAGCCAGGAACUUCAUCGUCUACUGAAACUUACGACAUAGAAACAACCGAGGAAUCAGAUCUUCCUAUCAGCAUUGCUCCUAGUCCUCUAACACUCGUUACGGUUUUUCCACCUAUGUCUCCAACGGAUUCUUGGGGUGAGCCAAAUAACAGAGAUUCAGUUGAUGUCCAGUCAGUCCCGUUGCAGUCUCUCAACCUGGAAUCAAAUGAAGAACAAACUGCUUCACAUUUACCAAGUAAAACUGACCUUCAGGUUUCUUCAGUAGAGUUGACCCAUGCUGGAGAUGUAUCUGUCAAGGAGACUGGUGUAAACUUAUCAACUCACUCUUCGGAGGUGUUAGAACAGUCCUCUUCCAUUCUUAGCGAAAAUACAAGUUUGAAUCACCAGGCUUCAGGAUCUUCGACAAACACAUCCCAAGGUCUUACCCGAAGUUGUUUAGUUUUGGAUGUACCCACCAAAUUUCCUCAACCGUUAGCAGAUAUACACCAAGUUGAUCAUAAUUCAUGGCUCCCAACCGUGAAGACACAAUCAGAAAAUGUGCAUAAAAAGUCAAGUUUUCGGUUGUGCAGUGGAAGUUCAAGCAGUUUAGAUGACGCAGACUGUUAUGAAUCCGUUGAUAGUAGAAAAGAAUUUAGUAAUGUUUUGCAGUCCAGCUCAAGCUCUGAUUCCGAAUUAGAAUACAAGUUUGAUCGGCAGUAUUCUAUGAAGUACAAUAACCUCAAAAUUUCUAAAAGUUUAAAAUCUGUUAAUACAAAUAGUGUCCUUCAGACACCUAACUUUUUGUCCACAAAAAGAGUUGUUCGUCCAAGAAUGGAACAUAAAAGGUUGAGAUCAGAAUACAUAAAUAGAUUUCUGAACAAAGAGUCAUACAUCGCCUCUUCAAUCCCAUGCGAUUCAAACUUAUUUAACAUCCACGAGCUAAAAGACAAAGUUCAUGAAAAAAACGCAUCGUCAACGUGUUCCAGCUCAGCUGUCAGCAAAAGAUCAGACCGGCAUAUUCGUGAUAUUGAUGUACUUGAGGUUGCUGGAGUUCCUUUUUCGUAUGAAGAUAUUGUAUAUUCAACAAAUGAACAAUUUCGUCAACUAAGAGCAACUCCUGGUUUGACUGAAGAACAGUUGAUAGCUAUGUCAGAUGCACGUAGACGAGCUACUAACCGUCAAGCAGCUGAGCGGUGUCGACGGUCCAAAGUUGCUGUUCGAGAUGAAUUAGCGGAGCGCUUGGCUGAACUUCGCUUACAAAGACAGGCACUCAACAAGCGUUUGAUCAAGGCUCGUCAACGCAAACAAGAGGCAAGGGAUACACUUACUGAAGAGCAAAACCGUCUAUUGCACAUGUUGCAUGAUUCUAAUGGUUGCACGUUAAGACCUUCAGAUUGGCGCGUCCACCUCACUGCAGAAGAUGAAAUCGUUGUUGUGUCAGUUGGGCAAUAACUGCGGACAAGCUGUUUCUAGCUUCUCAAACUUGAUGCAUCCGUCUUUCAUUUUUCUCAUUGUUCGCACGUACACUGUAAAUAUUCUAAACCUUGUUUUUCAAUAAGAACACACUUAAAAACUAAAUGUUUUAUUUUUUUGUGUUAAAAAAUUGUGAACUUCUGCGAUUCACCUUACAGUAGAAAAUGUUGUUAGGCGUAUGAUUGAAUGAGUUUCAACAUACAACCUUUCGUAUGUUAUGUGAAAGAAAUUAUGUCUAAAAAUUUGUCCAAAAAUUACUAAGGAAAUAACGAAAAGCGAUUAUUUAGAAUCGACAUGGUAGUUUCAAAUUUCCAGCACUGAUAAUUAGCUGAAUUAAAAAACGUCUAUAAUGUCCACUGACUUUUAGGCAGCUUCAAAAGUGUUGGAGAUCGAAAUUCCCACGGUAAAAUUCGAAAUUACUUCAGCAAGUCUAUACUUAGUUUCUCUCUAAAAUUAAAUAGUCAUAUUAUUUCUAUUUCAACUAUCCAUUUGCGGUUCAUCUCCUCAUUUUUCCAUUUGAAUUUCUUUUGUCACUGAGAUCUUAGGUAAGUUAAAGUGAUCAGCACUCUGAUAACCUUUCAAGUAGCCAGUUAGUUUUUUUCAGUCGGUAUCCAGUGUGAUAUUUAACAAGACAAUUCUGGAACAAAAUUU